AUGAUUUCCAAAAGGGAACAAGAAGAAGCAAAUGAGAUGGUGGAAAACAACCAAGAUAGUGAUAAUGAGGAAGAUGAUAAGUUGGGAGAUUGGUUGAGUUUAAGCCUCAACUCAAAUGAGCCAUCUGCAGCUGGGGACUGUGAUCCUCUGUCACCAAAACCAUCAACUAGCAGCAACAAGGUUUUCUCAUGCAACUUUUGCCUGAGGAAAUUCUAUAGCUCACAGGCCUUGGGAGGUCAUCAAAAUGCACACAAAAGAGAAAGAGGAGCUGCCAAAAGGUACCAGUCUCACAGAAUGAUGAUGUCAUCAAUGGGGUUUCCAUUCAACCCUGUGGCUGCAGCAAGGUCACUAGGUGUCCAGCCUCACUCACUUGUGCAGAAGCCAAGCAGAUCAGAUGGGUCUUCAAUGGUGGCAAGAUUUAGUGACCCCAGCACAGGUUUUGGGAUGGCAUGGACACCGUUCAUGCUUGAAGAAACCAUGGAUUUGAUUUGGCCAGGAAGUUUUCGUGUGGACAAAUUUCCAACACAAGAAUCAGAUGUACAUAAUAAGCAGCUGGACUUAAAUCUUCGGCUGUGA
This is a messenger RNA of Prunus armeniaca (apricot), 576 nucleotides long. The record is from the annotation of a GenBank genome assembly. NCBI's taxonomy places the organism in Eukaryota, Viridiplantae, Streptophyta, Magnoliopsida, Rosales, Rosaceae.